AUGUUGCUUGAACCUUCAGAUCUCCAAAGCGAGAUCGCUCAACUUGAGUGCCGCCUUCAAGAAAUGCGAGCUCAACUCGACGCCUCUACAUUCUCCAGCCCACCUUCCUCCUACCCCGAUAAUAAAAUUCCUUGGACAAUGCCUUCAAGUACUGCCUUUUAUAAUAAUAAAUUCCGUGCGGAUGCCACCCGCUCCUCAUCUCUACAUGCCCUCCUACUUCUCUCCGACUCCGCGCUCCCAUUAGGCUCAUUCGCAUACUCCAGCGGGCUGGAGUCCUACCUCGCCCAUCAUAAGUCUCAGCGCGCCAAUCCCGUAACAUCAUUUCACCGCUUCCUCAAACUCUCCAUUGCCUCGCUCGCAAGCACAUCACUCCCGUACGUGUUAGCUGGCUACCGUGCGCCCGAAACAUUAGAUACCCUCGACAACGAUCUCGACGCGUCAACACCAUGCAUUGUCGCACAGCGCGCAAGCUGUGGAGAGCGCGCAUUUCGAGUCAGCUUCGCUGUGCCCACAGGCACCGAUGCUGGCGCCGACGCUGCAGUUUCAGCGAUUGAUGGAUUUUCCGAUGCAUUGAAGACAAAAUUUGAUAGUCAAGAUGAUUUGGGUCCUAUGGGCCACUUUGCUCCAUUGUGGGGUGCUGUCUGUCGAGCCAUGGGCUUGGAUCUACACCAAACGGCUUAUAUCUUCGUUUUGAACCAUGCCAAGGCUGUUCUUAGUGCUGCAGUGCGAGCUUCUGUGAUGGGUCCAUAUCAGGCGCAGAAUAUUUUGGCGAGUCAGACAUUGCAGGAUACAAUCAUAUCGCGCAUUGAGCGCGAGUGGGAGACGGAAGUCGAGCAGGCAGGCCAGGUUGUUCCUGCUCUGGACUUGUGGGUUGGCAGACACGAAUUACUGUAUAGUAGAAUCUUUAAUUCAUAG
This is a messenger RNA of Penicillium maclennaniae, 915 nucleotides long. RefSeq names its product urease accessory protein UreF. The record is from RefSeq and is a predicted model, not a curated record. Lineage: Eukaryota; Fungi; Ascomycota; Eurotiomycetes; Eurotiales; Aspergillaceae. The coding region runs from base 1 to 915 and encodes 304 amino acids. The transcript is spliced from 3 exons. Gene Ontology annotation, molecular function: nickel cation binding.